This is a messenger RNA of Plasmodium knowlesi strain H, 660 nucleotides long. RefSeq names its product conserved Plasmodium protein, unknown function. Bases 1 to 660 code for a protein of 219 amino acids. The transcript is spliced from 3 exons. The record is from RefSeq and is a predicted model, not a curated record. Lineage: Eukaryota; Apicomplexa; Aconoidasida; Haemosporida; Plasmodiidae.
AUGUCUCAGUGUGUGUGGGAACUCCUAAGCAUCGAAAAAUCGUUUAUCACAAAAUAUGACAAGUGUGAAUCAGACACAACAUACUAUCCCUCCCGACAUUUUGAAUGUCACAAUGCCCAUAGCGCCGAUAUAAGAUCGGAAAAAAUAGACUACGAUUACGCAGAGGAUUUGUCUCAGCACUGCAAGAAGAAGAAUGAGAAGAACAAGCUAAAGUUUGAGAAAAUUAUGCACAAAUUUUUUAUUUCAGAUAUUUCCAAGUAUGUUAAGGCCUACGUGAAAAAGAAUGACAGCAACAUCCGGAGCGAAAUAGGCAUAACCUCCAGCAAAGGAACCAAUUCGGAAGAAGAAAGGAACUGGAUUAACAGCUACAUAUACAACUUCAUAAGCUACUGUCUCAUGACCUACAACGAUUGCAAGCACUACAUCGUUAUAACAAGCUGCAGUAAUUUGAUUCAGAAGUUGACGGGCACGGGAUACGGCUACUACGGUAUUUACUUCACGAACGGGAAAAAAAUAGGAGGGAUGGGCAAUCUGUUCAUCAAGAUAAAUCAAGUGAGGCACAUAAGUUACAGCAUCAUGAAGACACUACAGACAAGGCCGGCCUCGGACAGAUCCAUGUCAAACAAUGACGAAACAAGCAGCUUCACAUUUCCCCUUUAG